Messenger RNA from Pseudomyrmex gracilis, 2528 nucleotides. Its product is annotated as neprilysin-like. Gene Ontology annotation, biological process: protein processing. The record is from RefSeq and is a predicted model, not a curated record. Bases 161 to 2467 code for a protein of 768 amino acids. Gene Ontology annotation, molecular function: metalloendopeptidase activity. The transcript is spliced from 15 exons. Gene Ontology annotation, cellular component: plasma membrane. Lineage: Eukaryota; Metazoa; Arthropoda; Insecta; Hymenoptera; Formicidae.
UAGAUUGCGUGAGACAACGAGCGCGCGACUGCCCUUGAGCCCUCGCAAUUUAUGCACCUCCGGGACCGCCGGCCCACGUGGUGCACACACCGGCACAAACGUGGCUACCAAUAUUGCGGCCACAGACGAGACCGGUGCCGGGGUAGCGGGGGACGAGCUGAUGGUUCAAGUGGAAAGAUCGGCUCAUCAAGGAAUAUGGAUAUGUUGCGUGCCUUGCUACUGGCUGAGAAGGAGCAAAGCCGUGCACAAGGCGCUGCUCACCUUCGCCAUGCUGCUGGUCACCAGUCUGCUGGUGACCAGUCCGGUGCUAUUUCUUAUAACAACCCUGCCGGAGGGGGAGCAGCCCCGCAAGUGCGCGCCACUGGAUGAAGCUUGUAUCAGAGAGCGAGACGGGCCCGAGGGUGUUUGUAACACGGAUAUUUGCAUAGAAGCGUCGAAACGGAUUCUGUCGUCCAUGAAACGAGGCAUUGACCCCUGCAAAGAUUUUUACAAAUUCGCUUGCGGCGGUUUUCGCGAUCAACAGCCUUAUCAGCCGAGCUCGAGUUUCAACAUGCUCCAGGCGCAAGUUGACGAGCGUUUGCACAGAACGAUAGCAAACGAAACGGGACAAAUGGUCGCCGCUUUUGAGAAACUCGGCCAAUUUUACAACGUUUGUCGCGACUUUAAGAAGAAACGUGUAAAUUUCACACCCGUCUAUGAGCUUUUGGAUGAACUCGGUGGCUAUCUGUCGCCAAAAAGUACAGUACCGACCGACAUCACUCCUCUGAUUUCUGCGUUACUGAAAGUAAAUGGCGCGAUUCUAUUUGACUUGUACGUCGACGUAGAUCUUUAUGAUCGCACAAAGUUGUCGGUAUAUCUGAAUCUUCCUACGAAACAUCAGAGCCACGAGUUUCUCCCAGAGGACCGGAAAAACAAGAACAUCCAGAGAUUGCAUAGAAUUCGAGAGAUCUUUCAAGGAUUUUUGCCACAAAAUAUGAGCGCCGAAGAACGAUCGUCGGAGACGGAUCUGCUUUUGCAGUUCUGUUUGUCGCUCCAAGAGAUUUACCCCAAGCACAAAGACAUAUACAACUGGGUGGAUGUUGAUCAGAGGGUGUACGUUGCGUACAAUGUGACUUAUCUUCAGGAGAGCUUUGGUUACAUAAGAUGGAGGUCACUGCUAAAUGCAACGUUACGCUAUCACACGAACAGUAUUGACCUGCAUGACGACAACGACACGAAUCGGGUACACCAACCGCGAUUCAAGGACCAGCAGAUUUAUGUUUACGUCACUGCUCCACGUUACUUUCGCAGUCUCGGCAAAUUACUGAAUCGCUCAUCUAGACGGAUUAUUCACAAUGGAUUGCUGCUGCUCUACGCCACGGAUACGUUGCACGAUAUAGUCAAUGUGACCGCUGUCAGAGAAGACUGGGGAGUUUCUUGCUACAGAUUGACUAAAAACAUCUUCAGCGAAGCCGUCAGCACGCUCUAUGUUCGACAAUACACCGCGAAAAAUCUAGAAACUCUGGUUAACAGGGUCACCGCGUUGUUCGAACGUGUGAAAGAAACGAUAGCCGAGCGUAUAUUAAUAAAUUCGUGGCUUGACGAUGAGACCAGAACACAAGCGUUGUUGAAAUUAAAUUCUCUACGAGGGCAAUUUCAAAUGUCGCCCGUUUUUUACAACGACACAUUGUUAGCACAUGAAAUGUCCGAGGUUGCAAUUGAUUCGGACGACUUUAUCGCCACCGUUCUGAGGAGGUUUCGUCAGAUACGGGAAGUAAAAGACCAAAGUAUGUUACGAAAAACCAUAAUAGAAAGACGACACUAUCCUUAUUCCGUGCAAGCUUAUUACGAAUCGUCCACAAACACAAUCGGAAUUCCAUUGGCUAUGAUGACGUCUUGGGCUUGGUCGUGGGACGGUGGUCCGGCUUACGCGGUUCACUCUACUCUAGGAUCGGUCAUUGCCCACGAGAUCCUCCACGUUUUCGAUUUCCAUCGUAAAUCGUCCGCGAGUCCGGAUCAAAAUAAUAACGACGAGAAGUUUUGGAUCACGCCGGAUUCCUGGAAACGACUCGAAGCCAAGAUAGAAUGUAUGGCGAGACUUUACGCAAGAAGCUUUUGGCGAAAAGUUCAGUCUUACGGGAAUGACGUUGCCGUACAGUUCGAUUGGAAUAUGACGAGAAACGAGAACGUUGCGGAUAUCGGAGCUUUGCAAAUUUCUCACAAAACUUGGCACAUCCUGACAAACGGGAAGGAUCGGAGUCUUCCUGGACUGGAGGGACUCCGACCGAGCCAACUUUUUUUCAUUAGUGCUGCUCAAGUUUACUGCAUUAACACGACUGCCGAGGCCUACGACUCCGUUGAAUUCGACUACCUUUCUCAUCCCGAAAGAGUUAACGGUAUGAUGAUGAAUUCUCAAGCAUUCGCAGAAGCAUUUCGCUGUCCACUCGGAGCAAAAAUGAAUCCUCCGAAUAAGUGCACUGUUUGGUAAAGAUAGUAUACAAUGUAACAUGUGUAAAUACACACAUACAAAAUAUACAUACACAUAUACA